CGCAUUUUGUUCAGGUGUGAGGCAGGAUCAGUUUUGGAAUACCAAUGUAGGUCAGAAUUCGAACGCGACAAAAAUGGCCGACUGACACACGUUUCUACUCUAUAAGCUUCUCAGAAGCCAGAUUUCUCAGCUAACACUUUUAUUCUGCGCAGUUUGCAAGCUAAAAUUUUGAAUUCUAUAAGAAAAGGUGGUUGACAGGGACAACAAUAUGGAUCGAAGCGGCUAUCUUAUGGACGACCUUGCAGGGACACCGCCCCCCUCCCCCUUCUACGAGCCGCGGGAUUCGAACUCGCGACCGGGGGUACCUGUGCCUGACCUCUGGGAGGUGGAGGAUACACCAGACCCAGAUUUUUCCUCAGCACGGGUCCUCCUGCCGCCAGAACGCGGUGAGAUUGGCGGCGAGGGCGCUUCCAACGACCCCGAGAGAGAGAGCCUACGUGCCGAGUUGAGUUCCGAGGGCAUCGCCCCAUCAGUCCCCGAUGAGGCUCCUACCAGCCGCCGGUGGAGAGCAGAACUAGACCGGAAAGGGAAGAACUGCCCCUGCUCCACUACCCAGAUCUGUCUGGUGGUGUGUUUGGUGGUUGUCCUGUGUGUUGUGAUCUCCGUCGUGACGUGGUUAUACAUGACGGGACGGCUGUUCGGAAGGAAAGGAAUAUUUUCUAACAAAGACACAGGCGAGGCACAACUAUACCUGCUCGGCCAGGACAGAGCGGAGAGAACAAAAGCCUAUUGUCUGGAUGGCUCGAGGCCUGGGUAUUACUUCAUACCAGGGACCGGCAGUGGCAGGAACAAGUGGCGGGUUCACCUGGACGGCGGCGGCUCGUGUGACGACCUGGCCGAGUGCUACUCACGGAGCCUCACUGAUAACGGCUCCACGAGGCGGUUACGCACAAGAGACACGUUCGGGGGUUUCCUGUCGUCCAACCAGGACGAAAACCCUGAUUUCUUCAACUGGAACUUGGUGUAUAUCCACUACUGUGACGGUGCAUGUUUCACCAGUAACCGGCCGGAUCCGGUGACCCAGAAAGGAAAGACGUUGUACUUCCGGGGUCAAGCGAUCUUGGAUGCCGUGUUGGACGAGGUGAAUGACGUCAGAGGCAUGUCAAACGCCACAACAGUGAUCCUGAGCGGGAACUCUGCCGGUGGUAUCGCGGUGUAUCGCCAGGCUGACCAUGUCCGGAGCAAACUCCCCCGGACUGUCCGGUACAUGGCGCUGCCCAGCUCCGGCCUGAUGGUCUGGGACAUGGACGACAAGGCGGCCGAGGCCUUCAAGAGAAGGGCUGCCAUGCACGGCAUGUUAGAUGGACCGGAUCACCCCGCCUGUUUACAGGCCUUCCCUGGAGACCCGUGGAAGUGUCUCCUACCGCAGUUCGCCGCGCCCUACGUCACUUCCGCCAUGUUCGUCCUGAACGCCGCCUACGACUCCUGGGCGCUAAACAACAUCCUGAGACUUGACUGCAAACCGCGAAGGUGCAGCGGCAGCGACCAGAGGGCCCUGCUACGGUACCAAGCCGAAGUCAUCGGCGUAACAGCCAGUUUAGGCAGCGGCCAGGGCGCUUUUAUUCCUAGUUGUGACGACCAUUCCAUCAUAGGAACACCCGACUACAGUCAGAUCAAAAUUGGCGGGAAAACAGCCGCCGGGGCCUUCUCUGAUUGGUUCUUCCGUAGGACGGUAAACAGUUCGAGGUACAUCGACGGUAUGACAUGCUGUAACCCAACCUGUUAACGCAGUACUAGCUACGAUCGCAAGAGGCGCUCGUUUAGGCAUCAAGCCCUCGGUGGAGUAAGGGGUGACGCGAGUACUGGAGUAGGGCACGAGAGGCGGGCACAAUAGGCGGUCACCACAGGCGGACUGUACCAUUUCAUGUGCGGGGAGGGGCAAUAUCUGAAAUUCAAUGCCGUGUCCCGUUACACACAUUUUUGCCUACUCGCUGCCCCUCUAUUACAUUACAAAGCACGGAAACAUAAUUUUUUGCCAAAUAUUUUUGGGAGUAUUUUGUAAAUUACGUAAAUUAUGAUCAUAUCCGAUAGGAUUACAAUGGGGCAUUUUGCAAUGUGUCAAGCAGGUUUGAUUUAACCUCAUGAUUAUAUGGAGAAAUGGAAGCUUUUCCGAAGGGUAACAUUUUAGGAAAUUUUAUGAUUGUUAACAUACAUAUGCCAGAUAUAUCAUAUACAAUCAUAUACAUGUACAAGA
Molecule: messenger RNA, 2194 nt
Organism: Branchiostoma belcheri (Belcher's lancelet)
Lineage: Eukaryota; Metazoa; Chordata; Leptocardii; Amphioxiformes; Branchiostomatidae
Product: pectin acetylesterase 11-like
Exons: 6
Coding region: 209-1726 (505 amino acids)
Molecular function (GO): hydrolase activity
Source: RefSeq, a predicted model, not a curated record